AUGUCUAAUCGACUCUAUAUUCUCCUCGCUGGUCUCUUAUUCCUGACAACUUUCGGGUUAACUGGUGUCAUUGUACUUCCCAUCAGUGUCAUAUGCUUUUUAGCAGGCUUUCUGUACAUCGUUUAUCAAACGGGUCUCGAAAAAUCUGCAAAACUUGAAACAAAACUAGCGGAUGGAUUGAAGAAAUUCAAGUUUCCCACCGGAAUCGAGCAGCUCUUGAAAAAUGGAAAACGACAGAAAGAACAAAAUCAAUAUGUACAAGUUCACUCGAUGAGUAACUCUCCGCAGAUAGAUCUCGUUCUAGAACAGAUUCUUGACAAUAUCACCAGAGAUUACAUUGGAUUCUGGUAUAAAAACUUAUCGAAUGACUCAUUAUUUGAGCACAGCUUGAAAAGAACUUCUCGGCGGUCAAUAGCGUCAUUGACUCAAUGUCUUCGACAAGUAGAAUGGGUUCCGCUUAUUACAAGAGAUGUUGUGGACGAUUUCGCUUCACAUUUGCGUCUUUUCCGGAAGGCUAAAGAGAGAACUGCGUUUCAAAUUAAAGAAGAUGACAAAAAACGGACACCAGAAGACUUGGAAGCAGAAUUACUCAGUAAUUUCUUCGAUUUUGAGCUGGAAAUGGAGAAGAAUUUGUGUAGAGAUCUUCUCUCAACAACACCUCAUUACGAGAAUGCGUAUCUCCAUGAUUUAGUCGACAUUAUUCUAUAUCUCGUUAUGCCGCCGGAAGAUUUCAGAUGUCGUCCGCUAAGAUUUUUACUUCGAGAAGUUGUUGUUCGAAAAGUGAUUCUCCCGACUCUUGACUAUCUAUCCAAUCCAAAUGAGAUAUUCCAAUUAAUUGUUUGGCUAUUGAGUGAAGUCGAACCGAAACCCGAUGAUUUUCUGGCUUGUCUUUCAAGUUCUACGUGUAUUGAGGAGUUGGAAGCUGUUUAUCGUUCGAUUAUUGAUGAGAAGACAGUGAUGAGAGGCAAAGAUUCGGGAGGGGAACAAGAUACAUUCGUAAAACAACAAUUGGCAAGCCUUCAAUUUGUCGAACAGCUCGUUCAACGAAGAAUUGAUUUCCUUGGAUCAAAAGAGUCGGCGUUCUUUUCGAAAUUUGGAGACGAUGGUGAUCAGCUCGUCCAACUCCCACUUCAUGUCAUUCUAACCAAUUCAACGGCGCUGUCUCAAUUCUGCGAAUUUCUUAAAUCCGCUGGUGGCCAGAAUUAUAUCGAUUUUUACUUGGCGAUAGAAGGAUUCAAAGUCUCAGUGGAACAUCAAAUGAGAUCACUUUCAAAAGGGGAACUCACAGAAUCGGAUGCAUAUGAAACAGUUAAAGAAGCAGCUAAAUACAUGUAUGAUCAGUAUCUAUCGGAAGAGGCUAUAACCAGAGUUCCGUUGGAUGAUGUCUUAAUAUCGAAGUUUUUACAACGUCUCAAAAACGAUGAGCCACAUGAUCUUUGGUUUGAAGCAAUUCAAGAGAAAGUGUUUGAUGUGUUGAAAACGGAUGAUCACUUCUUCCCCGCAUUCAAAAAAUCAUCUUCUUAUGUGAAAAUGUUGCUGGAAUUAGAGAUUAUUGAUGAGGACCGAAACGAUCCAACGAUGUCUGAAUGCGACUCCGUGACUUCAUUCUCGUCACAAGAACGAUCAGAAGACGAAUCUCGUUGUGAAUCUGCUCUGCGUAAACUAUCUCUAGAAAUGGAUCAAUCUGCUCCAUUAGAAGGGGAACCUGUGAUGACAGCGACAGUAGAAACGCUAGGAAUUGGUCACCAAGGAAAACAGACAUACGCUUUAUAUAAUGUGCGUGUCAGCCGAUGUGUCGAUGGAAUUGAAGUGAGCAGUUGGAAUGUGAUACGACGAUAUUCAGAUUUCCAUACACUCCAUCAAGUUCUCACCCAGAAGUUCCCAAAACUUGCAACUCUAUCAUUCCCCGGAAAGAAGACAUUCAAUAAUUUGGAUACUCAAUUCCUUGAAAAACGUACAAAAGCUCUCAAUCUCUAUCUCUCAUGCAUUCUUCAACCAUCUCUGUUGCGUAACUAUCCGGAUAUGGAUCGCCACGUUUUCGACUUUCUCUCUCAAAAGAAAUAUGCAAAUUCUGAUCCUUUGACCAAAAAAUUGAUGUCUGCAAUGUUUGAUCCUAUUCGAAAUGGAGUCAAAGCAAUGGGAAGUACUGUGAUGGCUGUUCCGGAUCAAGUUUUCGAAGGAGUCACUAAAAUGGGUGCUGGAAUUAAUAAUGCAGCUAAAAUCAUUAUUAAUCCUAUCAGCAACAGUAAUACCUCGAAUAGGCCGCCAGUUAUGGAAACCGAUCGAGUUGCCGCUUCGCUCACCGAUACGGAAGCAGAAAACAUCCCAUUGCGAGUUCUCGUCCUUGUCGUCAGCGAGGUUUUUGGUGCACAAGGAAGUGCGUGGUUGCGUCGUCAACUAGUUACCGUAAUCCGACAUAUUGUUACUCCAUUUGGAACAUCAAUCAACAAACGAAUUGUGGAUAUUGUGAAUUGGCUUACAAGUGAACAACAAGUCGGCGGUUAUUUGCAUUCUUUUCGAAAAUCAAUGUGGCCGAAUGGAGAGUUGGCAGCGGAUUACGUUGAAAAACCACCAGAAUUCCAUCAUAGAACACGUCUCCUGGCUAAAACUUUAAUGUUGUCUUCACUUCCGGAUGAGCUCAGAAUUAUUCUAGGAGCGAAUGUCAGCUAUAAGGGAAUCGAUACGAUAUCAGAAGCAUUCCAAAAUAAGAAUCUGAAUCGACGUCUUCUGUAUGUUCUACUCGAGCGUCUUCUCAUUAAAGUUUUCCCAUCAAAUCGAUUCGAAAAAACAUUCGCCCAACUUCACUCAAAAUCACCGAGAACCAAGAAGAUGUAA
Molecule: messenger RNA, 2835 nt
Organism: Caenorhabditis remanei
Lineage: Eukaryota; Metazoa; Nematoda; Chromadorea; Rhabditida; Rhabditidae
Exons: 14
Coding region: 1-2835 (944 amino acids)
Biological process (GO): positive regulation of GTPase activity
Cellular component (GO): early endosome
Molecular function (GO): phosphatidylinositol binding
Source: RefSeq, a predicted model, not a curated record